AUGGAUCUAUGUUCGAAGAACGCAACUUAUAUUGGUAUAUAUAUUGAUAGCAUUUUGAAGGACGGAAAAGAAGAACCGCUAGCAAUACAAAAUCUAAAGGAUUGCAUAGAAUUUUAUUCUAGUGCUUUAGAAGAUGUUCAAGAAGCCAUGAGAGAAUUUAGUAGUAAAUAUUAUGCUGAAGCUUUCAAUCACAUGAAUGGUGCCUGGAUAUGGGCAGAUACGUGUAAACAAGGAUUUAUAGAUCUUGAUGUUGAUUUUAGUCUAUUAAAGAAACAAGACAAUGAUUUCGUUCAGCUAAUUAUGAUUUCUACUAGUAUAAUUGCGAUAAUACGUGGUCCUAUAUUUCUCCAGUAG
Papaver somniferum (opium poppy) is the source of this 354-nucleotide messenger RNA. RefSeq lists its product as uncharacterized. Bases 1 to 354 code for a protein of 117 amino acids. The transcript has a single exon. Lineage: Eukaryota; Viridiplantae; Streptophyta; Magnoliopsida; Ranunculales; Papaveraceae. Gene Ontology annotation, molecular function: enzyme inhibitor activity. The record is from RefSeq and is a predicted model, not a curated record.